AUUAGUAAACGUCGAUGUAUGUUGAUACCUUAUCUAUGAAAACAAGAAAAAAUCCUAACCACAAUGAGACGACCGUCAUGUCUUUAGUUGCAGGAUUUAAAGUUAUACCUAUCAUAUCUUCAAAAGAAAGUAACCAUCAACAUGAGUUGUUUGUUAAAGAAAAUUCUGCUCGUGCACAUUCAACUGAUAAACCACUAGGAAGAACUCUUUUUGUUUUAAACGUACCUCCGUAUAUCACUGAAGCGAGCUUAAAAAACAUAUUUUCUAUUGCAGGGCCAGUACAGUCAGUUAAUUUUCAAACAAAACUUUACAGCAAAGAUGGCAAAGUUAUUAAUAAACGCUGUGGCUUUAAAGUAUCAUACGUUGUAUUUAAGGAAUUAUUGGGUUUAGCUAAUGCUUUAAAGUUAAAAAGCUUGCCACCAUUAUCCGCCAAUGGACAACCUGUGCUCCUCGGUAUUAGGAAGUGGUUAAAUAACUAUAAUAAAAAUAUCUGUAAUCACAGAAUGCUUCAAAAAAACGUGGAUUCGUUUAUGAAAAAAUAUGAUAAACAAGUAGAGCAGCAAAAGAGGAAAGAAAGCAAAGAGAUAACUGAUGAUGAAGGUUGGACUGUGGUUACAAAGACUGGGCGAAAUCCUGUACUGUCUAGUAAAAAUACUGUUCAUAAUCAAGAGAGUUUUCAGAAAAAGAAGAAAGUACUAAGAAACUUCUAUACUUUUCAAAUACGUGAAGCACAGAUGAAUAAUUUAGCUAUGUUAAGAAAGAAGUAUGAAGAAGACAAGAAAAAGGUAGCUGCCAUGAGACAAGCCAGAAAAUUUAAGCCAUUUUAGUAAAUUUAUAUUUAUGGGGUACUUCAUAUACUCUUUUAUUAAUUGUUAUAAUGAUAAAAACUAGUAUU
Molecule: messenger RNA, 895 nt
Organism: Agrilus planipennis (emerald ash borer)
Lineage: Eukaryota; Metazoa; Arthropoda; Insecta; Coleoptera; Buprestidae
Product: ribosomal RNA-processing protein 7 homolog A
Exons: 2
Coding region: 15-827 (270 amino acids)
Biological process (GO): ribosomal small subunit assembly; rRNA processing
Cellular component (GO): CURI complex; UTP-C complex
Molecular function (GO): RNA binding
Source: RefSeq, a predicted model, not a curated record